AUGGAAAAGGAAGAAACUAGGCUGUUUGGCAAAAGAUCGAAGGGUGCUGCUACUAGCAUUGCGUGGAAAGUUGGUGAUGGGGAAAGAAUUCGCAUUGGGAAAGAUUGUUGGAUUCCAGACGGGAAAGGAAAUUUCAGUACAGCUUGUGUUCAAGACAGAUGGAAAGAUCUUAAAGUGGGAGAGCUCUUUUCGGAAGCUGAAGUGUCGUGGGAUACAAAUAAACUUGCGGAAAUCAUGCCGAGGAAGGAGAUUUGGAAGUUUUCUGGCAGUUUGAGGAUUAAUAUGGCUAAUCCAGAUAGACCUUUUUGGCCAAGCGGAAGAUGCAACUCUUAUUCGGUUAAGUCGGGAUAUCUCCUGGCGGUUUCUCUUCGCAGUCGUGAAGAAGCCUCCUCCUCUCAUGUUCUAACAGGCCUUUGGAACUGGAUAUGGGGGCUUGAGGUCAUUCCCAAAGUCAAGAUCUUCAUGUGGAAAUGUUUGAGUGGUAUUUUCCCGACGACCAGAGCUCUUAUGGCGCGCUCUAUCGAGGUUGAUCCAGUUUGCUGUAGAUGUGGAGAGGAGGUGGAAUCUUCGGAGCACGCUUUGCGCGACUGCCCAUGGAUGGUGUUUUUGUGGGAAAUCUCGCCACUCAGGCUACGUCCUCUUAGUGCGGCUGAAAUCUGGAAUGUUAAAGAUUGGUUUGAACAGAUUAGGUCGAUACCAGAUAAGGAGGUUCAUGCUACUUUUGCUACUACUGCUUGGGCUUCAUGGUAUGCUCGAAACCUUUUGCUUUACCAAAACAAGAAUCUCACCCACAUUGAGUGCUCCAUGGUGGCCCAGAAAGCUAAGUGGAAAAGAUCGGCUAGCUCUUCAUCGAUCAUUUCUCAACCCAGAAGUAUUUCUUGCAGCCGAGACUCGCAGGUUAGGAUCCAAUGUGACGCUGCUAUUGGAGAGGGAGUUGGGAUUGGUUUCGGCGCUGCAAUGUUUGAUGUUGAUAAUGGUCUGCUGGGAGUGAGGUGGGGUUUCACACCGGGUGUUUUCACGGCAGAGGAGGGUGAAGCUCGGGCCAUUCUUGAAAGUUUACAGCUGUGCGAAGAAAAGGGUCGUGGAGAUGCUAUUCUUGAAACGGACUGUCAAACGCUGUAUUGGAAACUCAUCAAUCGGGAGGAGGAUUUAUCUACUCUUGGAGACACCCUAAACGAAAUCUUCUUGCGAACUGACAGCAUGCAGCAGAUCAGUUGGAGCUGGACGUCAAGAGCAAAUACUUUUGUAGUUGAUCGACUUGCUAAGCAUGCUCUUUGUCUUCGUUCUCGUUUUACUUCUUCUGAUGGUUUUCCCUCUGUUUUGAACUCUUCUGAGUUGGUUGAAUGA
Molecule: messenger RNA, 1347 nt
Organism: Salvia miltiorrhiza (redroot sage)
Lineage: Eukaryota; Viridiplantae; Streptophyta; Magnoliopsida; Lamiales; Lamiaceae
Exons: 2
Coding region: 1-1347 (448 amino acids)
Molecular function (GO): nucleic acid binding; RNA-DNA hybrid ribonuclease activity
Source: RefSeq, a predicted model, not a curated record